CCGGUUUAACAGUGAGUCAUUGAGUCGGUGAUUCUUUGUUUUCUCUUUUGAAAAUUCGUUUCCGGUUUUCUCGCUGUCAGUUCAGAACGGUCAUUUGGUUUCACUUCCAAUCGUUGCUCGCCACGUUUGUACGUUUUGAAGUCUGUUUGGCGCGACGUCAAUGCAAUGUGGACUGUAGUCUGGAUUUUUACUGCUUCGAGAGAAUAAAAAAUAUUGUUUAUAAAAUUUCGGAAGCAAACACGCCUUAAGACAAAUGGGACCCCACGGAAAUCAAGGGGAAUCAGCUCUAUCCUAUCCACAAGAUAAAAAAUUUAUCAAAAUCUUCAUCAACCACCUUCAUAGUUGACACGUAGCCAACAUCCCCUCACCGGCCGGAGAGAGAAAUCGAGGAAAUCAGGGCAGAAGAAAAGGAAAAAUAAAUAAUUCAGUCAAAGAAAAUGGCAUACACGGCGGCUCUAUCUUCCCACAUUCCUUUGCACACCAAUUCCAGAUUCUCCUCCACGUUCCCUCCAAAACUCCUCAGCAAACACAAAACGGCGCCGUUUAAAACCAACUCCAUUCCCCCUCUUUCCACCGCCGCCUCAGCUGCUGACCUCUCCGCCGUGAACGGUACCACCAUUGCUCUAAUAGGCGGAGGUUCCGUCGCCGCUUUAGCGGCCGUUCUAUCCCUCACUGAUCCCGAACGCCGACGUCGCCUCCAGGCCGAAGAAGUCGGUGGCGGUGACAAAGAAGUCGUAAGAAAUUACUUUGACAAUUCCGGUUUCCAGAGAUGGAAAAAGAUUUAUGGAGAGACCGAUGAUGUGAAUAAGGUCCAGCUUGAUAUUAGGCUAGGGCACUCGAAGACCGUUGAAAAUACGAUGAAAAUGUUGACUAAUGAAGGCCCACUGACAGGUGUGACUGUUUGCGAUGCCGGGUGUGGGACCGGCUGUCUCACGAUUCCUUUAGCGAAAGAAGGGGCGGUUGUUUCGGCUAGCGAUAUUUCCGCUGCCAUGGUGGCCGAGGCUGAGAAGCAGGCGAAAGAGCAGUUAGCAGCAGGGAAUGGCGAAAUUGCACCGGCCAUGCCAAAAUUUGAAGUGAAAGAUUUGGAGAGUUUAGAUGGGAAAUAUGAUACUGUGGUGUGCUUAGAUGUUUUAAUACAUUAUCCGCAGAGUAAAGCUGAUGGGAUGAUUGCACACCUUGCUUCACUAGCUGAAAACCGAUUAAUUUUGAGCUUUGCACCAAAGACAUUUUACUAUGAUCUGUUAAAAAGGAUUGGAGAGUUGUUUCCAGGGCCAUCGAAGGCAACUAGGGCAUAUCUUCAUGCAGAGGCAGAUGUGGAAAGGGCACUGAGUAAGGUUGGGUGGAAAAUAAGAAAGAGAGGGCUAAUCACUACACAAUUCUACUUUGCAAGACUUGUCGAGGCUGUUCCUGCAUAGUGGGAGGGAGGAGAGGUUGAUGCAUAAGCAUGUGAGUACAAGAUGGAAAUUUUCUGUAAUUCUCCGUUUGGUUUGUGUCAACUUGACUGGAAGAAAUGCAAGAAAGAAUUAACAAGUCUGUAGGUUAUAAACAGAAAGAUACGGCUAUCCAUUGAUCAACACUGUCACUGAGGAGUAAAGUCUUGAACUUUCUCUGCUAGGUUCGUAAGGAUUCAGAAGAAAUUAAAAAAUAAAACUACGAGUUUAGCAAUUCAUUAUGUGAUAUUACAAUAAAAUCAGAAUCUCCAAAAUUUUGAGAACUGCAUCUGGUUUUCAUAAAUAAAAGAAAAGCUUAAGAACUGAAAUGCUCUUGCCUGGUACCUCAUUUCAGUCCUAAAUAUGGAAGUAAUGCUGUUAAGAAGUGAAGCUUCACAUGGGCUAGCAAUGUGAAAAGAAACUUAAACCCAGAAAUCAUUUCUCCCUUUGCUUCAAUGUGUUGUGGGAAGAUAGGAUCUC
This is a messenger RNA of Durio zibethinus, 1910 nucleotides long. RefSeq names its product magnesium-protoporphyrin IX methyltransferase (gene CHLM). NCBI's taxonomy places the organism in Eukaryota, Viridiplantae, Streptophyta, Magnoliopsida, Malvales, Malvaceae. The record is from RefSeq and is a predicted model, not a curated record. Gene Ontology annotation, biological process: chlorophyll biosynthetic process. Gene Ontology annotation, molecular function: magnesium protoporphyrin IX methyltransferase activity.